AUGAACUCGCUUCUCGUCCUUCUCAUCUUUCUGAUCGCCGUCGUCUCUUUGAUCCUAGCUGUGCCGACCUUCUCGACCAACUCCGAAACACUGUCUUCAUCGACCACCCCAGAGCGUUGGACGACUACGCAUAACGAAGACGGACAAAAGAAGUGUGGAGAAAGAAUGUUCAAGUACAUGACAGCGAUAUGUGGCCAGUGCGAACGUAAGUAAACCCUUUUGAUGAUCUUUACAAGCUACAGUCGAUAACCGUACUCGUGAUGAAAACAAAACUGACAUUUUCAGCUGGCACCAAUGAGAACAUCGCAACCAAUUGUUGCGAGUUCGGAUGUUCCGUGGAGAAGGUGAAACGUGCAUGCUGUCCGCAUCUACUGCCGUAG
Molecule: messenger RNA, 380 nt
Organism: Caenorhabditis sp. 36 PRJEB53466
Lineage: Eukaryota; Metazoa; Nematoda; Chromadorea; Rhabditida; Rhabditidae
Source: the annotation of a GenBank genome assembly